Messenger RNA from Poecilia latipinna (sailfin molly), 2531 nucleotides. Its product is annotated as tripartite motif-containing protein 16-like. NCBI's taxonomy places the organism in Eukaryota, Metazoa, Chordata, Actinopteri, Cyprinodontiformes, Poeciliidae. The record is from RefSeq and is a predicted model, not a curated record. Gene Ontology annotation, molecular function: zinc ion binding; protein binding. The transcript is spliced from 2 exons. The coding region runs from base 332 to 1999 and encodes 555 amino acids.
GCUCAGAGCAACGGCGUUCAGACGUCUCCUGUGAGAUGUUUUGGUUAUCUUCAUCUUGGAGAAAAGUUGCUCACACUGGGAAUAAAACAUGGAGCAAUUCAACCUGAACUGAGCAACCUUUUUAUCUCUACUCAGGCAUUAAAACAUAUUUCAGGGUUAGCAGGAAGUGUUCAGUUCAAGGUGCUUCCUGUUCCCUCCCCCUCUGCUUUGCAGACGUCAUGAUAGGAGGAACCAGUGAAACGCCCUUUAGUAACCUAAUGUUUACGCCAGAGCUGAAGCCAGUUUCUGUUCUACAAAACAGAAACUCACACAGUCGUUACUGAGAGCUGAAAUGGAGAAGAGAGGAGUUCAGAUGGAUAAAAUCUCCUGUUCCAUCUGUUUGGAUCUACUGAAGGAUCCGGUGACUAUUCCUUGUGGACACAGCUACUGUAUGAACUGUAUUAAAGAUCACUGGGAUGGAGAAGAUCAGAGGAGAAAAUACAGCUGCCCUCAGUGCAAGAAAGAGUUCAAACCGAGACCUGUCAUGGAGAAGGACAUCACGUUAUCGGAGUUGUUGGUGGAUCUAAGGAAAACUGAACCCUCAGCUGCUCCAGCUGAUCACUGUAAUGUUGGACCUGAAGAUGUGGCCUGUGACGUCUGCACUGGGAGGAAGAGGAAAGCUGUCAAGUCCUGUUUAUCAUGUCCAGCUUCCUACUGUAAGAAUCACCUCCAACCUCACUAUGAUGCUCCACCGUUAAAGAAACACAAGCUGGUGGAUCCCUCCAAGAACCUCCAGCAGAGCAUCUGCUCUCGACAUGAUGAGGUGAUGAAGAUCUUCUGUCGUACUGAUCAGCAGUGUAUCUGUUAUCUCUGCACUAUGGAUGAACAUAAAGGCCAUGAAACAGUCCCAGCUGCAGCAGAAAGAGAUGAGAAGCAGAAGAAGCUCCAGGAGAGUCGACAACAAAUCCAUCAGAGAAUCCAGGACCAAAAGGAAGAUGUGAAGCUGCUUCAACAGGAGGUGAAGGCCAUCAAUGUCUCUGCUGAUAAAGCAGUGGAGGACAGUGAGGAGAUCUUCACUGAGCUGAUCCAUCUCCUCCGGAAAAGACGCUCUGAUGUGAAGCAGCAGAUCAGAUCCCAGCAGGAAACUGAAGUGAGUCGAGUCAAAGAUGUUCAGGAGAAGCUGGAGCAGAAGAUCACUGAGCUGAAGAGAAAAGACGCUGAGCUGGAGCAGCUCUCACACACAGAGGAUCACACCCAGUUUCUCCUCAACUACCCCUCACUGCCAGCACUCAGGGAGUCGACACACUCAUCCAGCAUCAACAUCCGUCCUCUGAGACACUUUGAGGACGUGACAGCAGCUGUGUCAGAGCUCAGAGACAAACUACAGGACGUCCUGAGAGACACGUGGACAAACAUCGAACUGACGGUCACUGAUGUGGAUGUUCUACUGUCAGAACCAGAACCAAAAAACAGAGACGAAUUCUUAAAAUAUUCACAGGAAAUCACUCUGGAUCCAAACACAGCAGACAGAGUUCUGUUAUUAUCUGAGGAGAACAGAAAAGCAACAGUUGUGCUUAAUCCAGAACAAUUUCGUCUUUAUAAUCCAAGUUUAGGUACUUUUUGUUUUCAGGUUCUGAGCAAAGAGAGUCUGACUGGACGUUGUUACUGGGAGGUGGAGUGGGGCGGGAGCGCUUUUCGUGUAGCAGUUUCAUUGAAGAACUUUGGCAAUGUACGACAGGUAAAUGAAUCUGUAUUUGGAUCAAAUAGUAAUUCCUGGGCAUUGCGUUGUGAUGAAAAAAGUUACAUAUUUAUCCACAAUGAUGUGAGAACUCCAGUACCAGGUCCAGUUUCCUCCAGAAUAGGAGUGUACCUGGACCACAGAGCAGGUGUUCUGUGUUUCUACAGCAUCUCUGGUACCAUGACUCUCCUCCACAGAGUCCAGACCAGAUUCACUCAGCCUCUGUAUGCUGGGAUUUCUCUUUAUCAUGGCGGCUCUGCUGAGUUGAUUGAUGUGAAAUAGUCUGAACUGAUCUUAGGUCUAGUUGGGUAAAAUGUCUAUUUCAGUCACAUUUUUGUCUCAUUUCUUCACUGCUCCAAGAUCAGAUGACUUAAUAUCUGCACUGAUUGUAUAAGUUACUCAAAUUCAGGCUUUAAAAUAAUUACUGAAUUUAACGGUUUUAUUUGUCCCCAUUUUGAAGCUUUGUGUGACAAAGAAAAUUAUUUGUGAAUGAUUUUAUGGUUGUUGUAUAGAAGAAGUCAGAUGUAGUAACCAGUUAAUUCAAAAAUAAUAACAUAUAAAAGCAACUGAAAUAAAUUUGACUACUGUUCACACAUAAGUCGCAUACAGUCAUAACCUGGAUGUGGUGCCACACACCCAGCCUAGAUAAAUCUAAAUAAAUGAGUGAAUAAUAGACUUCCUGAGAACUCAUUGGUAUUUUGAAAAGGUAACGGUGGAUUGUAACUUGUUAUUUUUUCACACAUUACUGUAAUUAAGUACAAUUUGACUGUACAUUGUAGGUUUUUAAGUUGUUUAGAAAACCUGAAGUUUGACU